This is a messenger RNA of Musca domestica (house fly), 3802 nucleotides long. RefSeq names its product wolframin (gene wfs1). Gene Ontology annotation, cellular component: endoplasmic reticulum membrane. Lineage: Eukaryota; Metazoa; Arthropoda; Insecta; Diptera; Muscidae. Gene Ontology annotation, biological process: calcium ion homeostasis; endoplasmic reticulum unfolded protein response. Gene Ontology annotation, molecular function: protein binding. The transcript is spliced from 4 exons. The record is from RefSeq and is a predicted model, not a curated record. The coding region runs from base 238 to 2949 and encodes 903 amino acids.
GAACCCUAUAUACUGUUGCAUCAAUUUUCCUUUGCCUUAUUCUAAACAUUCGGCAAAUUCACUUUGGUCCCUCAUUCUAAACAGAGAAAAUAAACUUUGUAAUUUGUUGCUUCUUAUGUGAUCUUUAUUGGUCAUUUGCUUUAAUUGCACCUUUCGUCGAACUGUUGCAAGACUUACUCCGCCAAAAAGUCUUUGAAAUCCUUGAAAUGUUUUGCCAAUAAAAAAGACAGAUUCAAAAUGGCAACUUGGACCAAAAACCAACCAAUGGGUUCGUCAUCGGCCAGAAGAAAAUGGAAUUUAGAAGAUCGCACGUCGUUGAAUAACUUGAAAUAUCAUAUUGCAUCAGAAGGUUGCUCUGAAGUGCAGUAUGAUUUGGCCAAACAGUUGUUGGAGAAAAACUUGGAAGACAAUGUUGAAGCUUCAAAUCAACAAGCCGUCCAUUGGCUUAUUUGCGCCGCUCAGCAGGGACACGAAGAAGCAGCGAGUCUUUUACAAAAAUGCUAUGAUGAAGGCUGCGGCAUAACAGCUGAAAAUGAAAAUGAAGUACGUUUAUCACUCUCAAUGACACCUGGUGAACGGGCAGCAAGAAAGGCGGCACGUGAACUUUUUGCCUGUCUCUCCAACGGUGGUAAACACAUAACACCCAAACAGUUGGAGCGGAAAAUGCGCGAAAUAUAUAAAAUGCAAAAGGCUCGAAGACAUGCGGGUGACUCAACAUCUACAUCCGAAGAUGAAGAUCAUGUGCCGCAACAAUCUCUGGAAGAUGGCUCAGGACCUUCCCUUAGCAAUGGUUCAGUUAAUUUACGACAUCAACCAAAAGAACGUAAAAGAAAAACCCGUCGAAGCCAUUUAAAUGCACCCGAACCGACGGCUGACAACGAUCAAAUCACUGAAGAAAAUUUGGUUUCGGCCGCUGUUAAUUAUGCAGCUGGACGUAUGCCGGCUGUCAACGACGUCAUGACCUUGACGGUGCCUCAUCCUUCCUCAUUGGACCAUGUACCUUGUUUUCAUCGAUUACUAUUCCAUCCUAUAGUGUUCUUUACGUUGCUAUAUCAUCGUAUGAUUAAUAUUGUGGCUGAUUUUCCCAAGCGUGUACCUCAAAGUGUUAGGCUGGCUUUGCUGCUCAUCGUCUAUUGGUUGGUGUCUACAGAUAAUCUGACAACAGCAUUACCGGUGGGAUUCUAUUACCUUUGUUGGUCCAUCAUGAUUUGGUCCACAUGUAAAAUGCUUAAGACCAAACAUGAUUUUAUCGACUUUCGUAUAUGGUCUGGACUAUUUCUAUCCUAUGGUGACCAUAAUAUUGAAGCUGAUAUAUCGGAGAAUCGUUUCCUGAGGAAUAAUAUGCAACCUUAUCUAUAUUUCUUUUGUGCUUUCAUCGGAAACUUCCUGGUAUACCCACUGCUGCCACCCGAAUGGUUGCCUCAUUCCGAACUGACAAUCGUGGCUGGUAUAUUUGUGUUCUUUUCCAUGCUGGCAUUCAUGUAUUCUACACAACGUUUUCCUGAUUGGAUAUUUCUCAUAUCGUUUGGCGUUAAUGUUUUGGCUAAAUACCCCUAUGAAAUGGAUGAUGUUGUAACAACUGGCUGGCGUUUCUUGGAUCUGAAAGUGCCCACAUUUUGUUCCUUCGUCAUUGGCAAUGGCAUCGAAUUCUGUUUAAACUGUCGCACAGCCCUAUAUCUGUUGAUCCCAGUAUUUUUGGUACAUUUAGCCAAAAGAUCAAAUUGGCACGGAACAUAUACAACGCUAAUUCCGCAUUGUGUUACGCUCAGUUGGCUUCAGUUGUGUAUUACUAGUGCCCAAAGUGCUACAAUGUUUGGUGUGGUUCGAGCAACACUCGGACUGGCGGGAGUUCUACUAUUCCUACCCUUGUUUGGUUUGGUGUCUCUGUUGAUUCCAGUUUUUGUUGUCGUUGAAUGGUUGGGUUUUACAAAUCCAAAUUUGCGCUUGGGCAGUACUGUUAUUGUCUCGCUGUUGGCCGUUUUGUUCUCAUGUUUCUUGGCCAUAAAUCGUACAACGCAGAAAUAUGUAACUAUUUUGCAGGUCCUUAUUUGCAUAACCGCAGCCUGUGUUUUAACAUUCCCCUAUAUGACAUCCAGCUUUAAGGACACUUCUCGAUUUAAUACAAUGAUACCUGAUUUAAAACAUCAUCAGUCUGUAAUAACUACCCUUCCAACCGAGGAGGUACAUAUGCCACCUCCACCGCCAGAAUAUCUAACAUGGCAACGAUUCUAUAGCCACUGUGGUCCGCAAGCUUGGUGGAAGGAAAACAAUAAAAUCAAGACUCAAUUGAAAUGUGCCCAUCUGGAAGGUUUACCCGUGUCCUGGGAAGGUGAUGUGACACAAAUUCAAAUAGCCAGUGUUAAAAAUAAACCAGCUUGGUACAUCAACAAAUACUUACCAUCAUGGCUGGCUAAAAUCAUAACCUGUUGGUAUGGUGAACGUUUGUCGGCAAUUAACAAAUGCGCUGCUCCUCAAGAUCGCCUGUGUAAUGACUUUGAAGAAAUUCUAAAAACUAGCAAUUUAGAUCAACAAUGUUCCUUACAAAAAUGGAAUCAGUAUGAAUAUGAAAUACGUAUAAAUAUGUAUGCCGGCAUAUUGGAUAAACGUCGGCAAGAAGUUGUGUUGCAGGCUCAACAUAAAUUUGGUAAUUUUUCUAAGCGUUUAAUUGAAGGUGAUCGUGUACAUUUUUAUGGUACCCUAACAAAUAGUCGCAUUGUUUCCCUGCCACCCUCAACACAUAUCUAUGAAGAAUAUCUAUUGGGUGGCUCUCCCGUGGCCCAUAUCAAAUUGGCCGCCAUUGAAUGUUUACAGUGUCAAGAUCGUGAUAAUCCGCCUGUUAUUAUUGAUUCAUUGAUCAAAUCACCUGUCGAUGCAAGAAUGCGAGAUUUAAUGCGUGGCAUUAAGUAUUUGUUGAAUGUCUUCUUGAGUCCAUUGAUAACGUUUAAAUAAAAACCUGUACACCCAGACGUUUUUCUUCAUGCAACAAAAUGCGCUUGGUUUUAUAUUUACUGCAUCUGGUGGAAAGCCUCAUUUAACUAUGGUUUAAUGGUUACAUUUUUAUUAAAUGUUGGAGGGGAGUUCAUUUAAGAGCAUUUGGCAACGAUCUAGCUGUCCGUAUAUCUGACUUGUGCAAACAAUAAAAUAUUCUUGAAACUCUUCACACCUUAUACUUUAAAUUCAAACAGCGGACUGUAUUGGUUUGUAGCUCGACUGCUGAUACACAAAAAUCAUAAAACAUAUUCCCAGUUUUUGAUUUGUUUGUUGAGCAACAUUUUAUUUCCUUCAAAUUUAGGACAAUUUCAAAACAAGAUUACAUCGGUCCACUCCACAACAAACCUAGCCACAAACUCUUAAUGUAAAUGCAAAACUUUUGCACAAUUUUAAUAUCUGAUUUGGUCUAAAAUGUUGUGGUAAUAUUUCAAACUAACUUACAUCGAAUAAAAAAUAAAUAUCGGCACAAUCCUUUUCGUACCUCCUUACAAGCACGUCUUGCAAAAGUCAUUGGCUGAAGUUUUAUAUAGUUUCUACUCCUUUUAAAUGUGUUAUAUUUUCCUUAAUAUUUUCCAUAUUACCUCUAUUAUAUAUUGUUAUCGAUUUAUUACUCACAUUUAUGUACAUGCCCCCCUAAAAGUACUGAAAAUGUAUGAAUAUUUCGUGUGUGUGUUUCUCUCUUCUAUAAUUUUAAUAUUUAAUUUUCUCACACCCAAUGUACAACUUGAUUAUUGAAAUAUAUAUUUGUAUGUACAUGUCUAUCUAAUGCUAACUUGAAUUAAAAAGUAAAAUGAUUAAUUAUUAUUAGUAA